UACGUGCGCUUAUCGUUGUCAUCCUGUCGGACUUGUAAGACUGAUGCACAGGUCAUUUUUUGAAUGGUAGAAUAACAGGACUUUCUCUGUAGCUCAUUCUCUGAUUUAUACUAAUUUGCUUUGCACUUCUGAUUUAGCACAAUGAGCAGGUGCGAUUUGAAUAAUAUAUAUUUUAUUCAUGACAUUUGCAUUGGGUAGCUAGCAUGAUCAGCUAACCUAUAGCAGAGUCCCAGCUGUCAUUCAUGCAGUUCAAGUUCAGCUACAGUUACGUAUUUAUAACAAGCAGCGUUUCCGUUAAAGCAACAUGUCACAAGAGGAGCUUUUUCUGGACUCAGGCGCGGCAGGACAGUUACAGAGUGAUGUGACGAAGAAAAAGAGCAGAAGUCUCCUCGGUCUCGUCGUAACGGGGGUGCUGGGAGGGUCGCUGGUCGCCCUGUACGCAGUGACUGCUCCGUUUCUCGCUCCUGCCCUGAGAAAAGUCUGCCUCCCGUUCGUCCCAGCGACCACAACUCAGGUGGAGAAUGUCCUCCGGGUGCUGCGAGCCAGAUCGGGCACCCUUGUGGACAUUGGGAGCGGAGACGGAAGGAUAGUGAUAGCAGCAGCUAAGUAUGGCUUUAAAGCAUCAGGCUUUGAACUUAACCCCUGGUUGGUGUGGUAUUCUCGCUACAAGGCCUUGAGAGAGGGAGUCCACCGCUCCACCUCCUUCCACAUCUCCGACUUGUGGAAGGUUAGUUUUGCUCAGUACUCCAAUGUUGUCAUAUUUGGAGUCCCUCAGAUGAUGGACCAGCUGGAGCUGAAGCUGGCAAGCGAGUUAUCAAGCUCAGCCAAGGUGGUGGCCUGCCGCUUUCCCUUCCCUACUUGGGUUCCUGAACAUACGGCCGGGGAGGGCAUAGACACUGUGUGGGUGUACGAUGCCAAGGCAUUUAAAUCGCACCUGCAACAUGGAAUGACAAGGAAGACAACACCAGAACACGAGGACACACCAGAGUCACACACAUAAAUGUAACUCAGAUCUUGUUGUUAAGUUGUCAUUAUGCGCUGCAACCCUGGGAUGAUCUCUUUAUUGUCUUCUAAAUCUACGCAAUUUCUACUCUGGGGUGGGCCUGAAAUGACUGGGAAGGGAAAAUAAACUGAUUGACACUUGGUGAGUGCUUACAGUAAUGGUAAAAUCAGUGGGCUCCAGUCCUCUUAUUGUCCACACAUUGUAUGGUCUCUACAGAAAACCUUUUGCA
Cottoperca gobio is the source of this 1232-nucleotide messenger RNA. RefSeq names its product fATP synthase c subunit lysine N-methyltransferase (gene atpsckmt). The record is from RefSeq and is a predicted model, not a curated record. Gene Ontology annotation, cellular component: mitochondrion. Gene Ontology annotation, molecular function: protein-lysine N-methyltransferase activity. NCBI's taxonomy places the organism in Eukaryota, Metazoa, Chordata, Actinopteri, Perciformes, Bovichtidae. Gene Ontology annotation, biological process: regulation of mitochondrial ATP synthesis coupled proton transport; peptidyl-lysine trimethylation; positive regulation of proton-transporting ATP synthase activity, rotational mechanism.